Neoarius graeffei (lesser salmon catfish) is the source of this 3355-nucleotide messenger RNA. RefSeq names its product isovaleryl-CoA dehydrogenase (gene ivd). The coding region runs from base 105 to 1355 and encodes 416 amino acids. The record is from RefSeq and is a predicted model, not a curated record. Lineage: Eukaryota; Metazoa; Chordata; Actinopteri; Siluriformes; Ariidae. Gene Ontology annotation, molecular function: flavin adenine dinucleotide binding; 3-methylbutanoyl-CoA dehydrogenase activity. Gene Ontology annotation, biological process: L-leucine catabolic process. Gene Ontology annotation, cellular component: mitochondrion. The transcript has 12 exons.
AGUGACCGUUUUGUGAUUGCAGUUGUAUAAGUAGUCGGUGUGUUUGUACGGACACGGUUUUUGUUUGUUUACUUUCUUAUUAAUAUUGUAUUUUUGGCAUUAAAAUGUUUGCAGCCAGAGGAGUGUUGCGGCUCGCACAGAGGUUGGCCGGUGUUGGUGUGUCGCGGCGGGGAUGUGCCGGUGCUGUUCCUGUGGACGAUGUUGUAAACGGACUUACAGAUGAACAGAUUCAGCUCAGACAGACGGUUCAGCGGUUCUGUCAGGAAAAGCUGGCUCCCUAUGCUGAUGAAAUAGACAAGGCAAAUGAGUUUCCACGGAUGAGAGACUUUUGGAAAGAGGCAGGUGAACUUGGAUUGCUUGGGAUCACAGCUCCAGUGGAGUUGGGUGGCACAGGAUUGGGCUACCUUGAUCAUGUCAUUGUGAUGGAGGAGAUAUCACGGGUGUCAGCGGCUGUAGCGCUCAGCUAUGGCGCACAUUCCAACCUCUGUGUCAAUCAGCUUGUGCGCCAUGGCAACCAGAAACAAAAAGAGAAGUACCUCCCGAAGUUAAUUACAGGAGAACACGUAGGCGCCCUGGCCAUGAGUGAACCCAACGCUGGCUCUGAUGUAGUAUCCAUGAAACUGACAGCAAGGAAAGAGGGUGACCACUAUGUGUUGAACGGUAAUAAAUUCUGGAUUACGAAUGGACCUGAUGCAGAGGUUCUCAUCGUGUAUGCGAAGACCGAUGUAGGUGCAGCUGCACGUGGAAUCUCUGCGUUUAUUGUAGAAAAGGGAAUGCCUGGUUUCAGUACGGCACAGAAGCUGGAUAAACUGGGAAUGAGAGGCUCCAACACGUGCGAGCUCAUCUUUGAAGACUGCAAGGUUCCAGAGAAGAACAUGUUGGGACCGUUGAACAAAGGAGUGUACGUACUGAUGAGUGGACUUGACCUGGAGAGGCUUGUGCUCUCAGCUGGGCCUAUUGGCAUUAUGCAAGCUGUCCUCGACCAUGCUGUUCCUUAUCUGCAUGUCCGAGAAGCCUUUGGGCAGAAGAUUGGCCACUUUCAGCUGAUGCAAGGAAAAAUGGCUGACAUGUACACCCGACUUAAUUCGUGUCGGCAGUACGUGUAUAACGUGGCCCGUGCGUGUGACAAAGGCCACUUCAAUGCCAUGGACUGUGCUGGGGUAAUCCUUUAUUGUGCUGAGAACGCGACUCAGGUUGCUUUGGACGGGAUUCAAUGCCUUGGUGGAAACGGUUACAUUAAUGACUACCCAAUGGGCCGCUUCCUGCGAGACGCUAAGCUCUAUGAGAUUGGUGCGGGCACCAGUGAGGUCCGAAGGAUGGUUAUUGGCAGGGCCUUCAAUGCCAUGUUCAAAUAAGACUCCAACCGAACAGAAAGUUAUCACCAGGGAUAUGCUUGAUGCCUUUCAAUGGUUUCUGUUCUAUUACAAUAUGCACAGAUUAAGCAAGGAGAUAAACUUGUGAGAUGAAUGCUUUAGAUGGUACUGGACAAGAAAACAGAAAUGAAGACUGAUCUGCAUGUACAUUUAAUUCCAGUAGGAGAAACAUGGUGAGCAGUUAAUGAUCUGUCUUCACAUAGUACGUGUUACAAACCUGGUAAAGUUGCUGGACCUUCUAAAUGAACAUUACUGAGAAACUGUAGUCUAUAAAACAGACCGAUCACACUCACACUAAAAUGUUUGUUCGUGUAAUUUAGACAAAAAUAGAGAGAAGUGUUUUUUGGGUCUGGACACUGUUUCUAUAAUGUAUAAGGAGCUAUGUAUAAAAAAAAUGGAUUCAGUGAUUUAUUUUUCAGUAUAAUCAUCAGUUGCAAAGUAUUUUGUAUGUCAUAGUGUCUUUUAAUAAGAGCCUUAAUUAAAGACUGUUGGAUAUCUUAUUUUAAGCCAUAUCAGCAACUAUUUUAUGGCAUGUUUGGGUUUUGCUCAUUGAAAUGUCUUCUCCGAGUGUGAUAUAUAAGUUUGGUUUUUUUUGUUUUGUUUUUUAAACAAAUAUGAAAUAUCAUUUUUCUUUCUAGUCUUGUCUUCCUUUUUAUGUAAUAGUAUCUGUUCAUCCUUUUUUUUUAAAUGGUAACUUUCCACAUUUCCAAACAGUAUGAAUGAUAAUCCCCCCCCGCGUGUGCUUGCUCUCAGAACAGCCCGAGUUCUUUAUGGCAUGGAACUGUGUUGCCACCAAGUUGUUGGAAAUGUUCCUCUAAGCUUCUGGUCCAUGUUGACAUGAUUGCAUCACACAAUUAUUGGAGAUUUGUCAGCUGCACAUUCAUCCUGUUCUACCAUGUCCCAAAGGUGCUCUAUUGGAAUCAGAUCUGAUGCCUGAGGCGGCUAUUGAAGUACACUGAGCUCAUUGUCAUGGAACCAUUUUGAGACAAAUUGCGGCCAUUAUCAUACUGGAAGUAGCAUUUAUAAAAAUGGCCAAAUUUGUGGCCAUAAAGGGAUGCAUGUGGUCAGCAACAAUACUCAGCUAUUCAAGCGAUGCUUGAUUGGUAUUAAUAAGCUGAAUAUUUUCCAAGAAAACAUUUUCCCACACCAUUACACCACCAGUAGCCUAACCUGUUGAUAGUGUUGGUUGAAUUUAUUCUAAUGAUGCCAAAUUCUGGCAUAUUGCAGGAGAAAUCAAGAUUCAUCAGACCUGGCAACAUUUUUUUCAAUAUUCAAUUUGUUUGGUUAGCCUGAACCCCUUGUUUCCUGUUCUUUUCUGACAGGAAUGGACCCUGAUGUGUUUGUGGUUUUUUUUUUUUUUUAUUUGUGUGUGGUUUUAUAGCCCAUUCACCUCGAACUUCAAUGCAUUGUUCAUAUAGAGAUUCUUUUUUGCUCACCACGGUUGUAAAGAGUGGUUAUUUGAGUUACCAUAGUCAUCCUGUCAGUUCAUAUUAGCCCGGCCGUCUCCUAUGACUUCUCCUUUCAACAAGAACUGCCAUGGAUGUUUUAGGUUUCUCGCACAACUCUAGAAACUGUUGUGUGAAAACCUCAGGAGAUCAGCUGUUUCGGAAGUAAUCAAACCAUCCUGUCUGGCACCAAUAACCAUGUGACUGAGAUCACACUAUUUUCCUAUUUUGAUGUGAACGUUAACCUGAAGCUCUUGACCUGUAUCUGCCUUGCGCUGCUACCACACGAUUGGUUGAUGGCAGUGGGCUUGGAAAGUAUUCACACCCUUUGUUUUUGCACAUUUUAUUGUUAUAGAUUUAAUUUAAAAUGGAUUCAAUGUAUUUUUUUGUGUUUAUUUUACCAAUCUACUAAGCUUCUGUAAUUUACUGAAUGAAGGGUCUGAAUGCUUAUCUAUAUGAUAUGCUAUUGGUUUUUAAUCAGUAAUAAAUAAGGUGCUUUGUCAUUAUGGAUUUUUUUUGUGUGUAGAAUGAUUUAGU